UAGUCGAAACAAUGAAUGAUGGAACGUAGUUGUUGAUAUCGAAGCAAUUUGGUGACCGUCAACUUGAAUUAGAGUAUUGGAAUGCGAAAUAUUUUAUAUUUUUGUACUUGGAUAGAGCAGAUGGCGCUUAUUCUCGAGGCACAAAUUCAAGACCCUUCGAGAACAAAGACAUAUCCAGUGUCCAAUCUCGUUGAAUCUAUAGUCACUGAACAAACUUAAUCUUAUAGGGAACAUAAUAUCUCAUGAGAUUUAAUAGGAUAGUAAGUAAUUUACGUGCGAAGUUUUUGAUGUAUGUGUCACAAUAAAAGGUGUUAAGAAGUGCCAUAUUACAAAGAAUAAAUUUCAUUAAAUAAUCAAAAUGGGUAGCACCGAUAAAGCUGUGAUCACGGGAUUCAUAUGCAGACUUUGUAGUAAAAUGAACCGUUUUGUGAUUCACAUAUACGGCGAAGAGGGUGAGAGAAUGAAGCUGGCCGAAAAAAUAAAUGCUUAUCUUCCAAUUAUGGUAAACAUGAAUGAUCCAUUACCUAAAACGGCAUGUCUGCAUUGCAUUGAACGACUAGAAGCACAUCAUGAACUAAUGGAACAAUUUAUGGUUGCCAAAAGUAAGGUUACUACCCAAAAUAAGUCAUCAACAGUAGCAUUAACACCUACAUAAGCUGUUGAUAAUAUAUCAACAUUUAGCCCAUCCUCAUAAUGAUAUAUAAAAUUGAAAGCAGAUUUUCUCGCUCAAUACUACUGAAUAUUUCUGUAUUUGGUCAUUUUAUUUUAGUAAUUUAUUACUAGAAGGACAGUAAAUUGUUGAAUGAAAAGAUAUACACACAAUGAUUCUUUUGACUUG
Molecule: messenger RNA, 838 nt
Organism: Osmia lignaria (orchard mason bee)
Lineage: Eukaryota; Metazoa; Arthropoda; Insecta; Hymenoptera; Megachilidae
Cellular component (GO): nucleus
Molecular function (GO): zinc ion binding
Source: RefSeq, a predicted model, not a curated record